This is a messenger RNA of Carlito syrichta (Philippine tarsier), 2949 nucleotides long. Its product is annotated as zinc finger protein 658B-like. Lineage: Eukaryota; Metazoa; Chordata; Mammalia; Primates; Tarsiidae. Bases 611 to 2035 code for a protein of 474 amino acids. The record is from RefSeq and is a predicted model, not a curated record. The transcript has 2 exons.
ACCCAAGGUUAUCCUCAAGUUGGAGCAAGGAGAAGAACCAUGGUCCCUAGAAGUCAAAUUCCUAAACCAGACGUACCCAGGAUAUUAUAAAAUUGAUGACAACAUACAAGAGAUCCAGGAAAAACAAAAGAAGCCUCUGUGUCAAGUAAUAUUUAUUGAUGACAAUGAUAAAACAUUGAGUAAAGAAGAACAGAAAGCACACUUCAUUCGGUAUCAGAGAACCCGUUCAGGGAAGAAACUUCAAUAUGAAGAAUGUGGGAAAUCCUUUUGUACAAGUUCAUACUCUAUUCAGCAUUCUGGAGCUCAUGUGGGAUUCAAACUUUAUGAAUGUAAUGAAUGUGGGCAAUCUUUUACCUUCACUUCAGGCCUAAGAGCACAUCAGAGAAUUCACACAGGUAGGAAGCCCUAUGAAUGCAGUGACUGUGAGAAAACUUUUACCCAUAAUUCAGCCCUCAGAGUACAUCAGAGGAUUCACACAGGGGAGAAACCUUAUGAGUGUAAUGAAUGUGAGGAAACUUUUGCCCGUAAUUCAGUGCUUAGAGCACAUGAGAAAAUUCACACAGGGGAAAAACCCUAUGAAUGUAAUGAAUGUGGGAAAACUUUCACUGAGAUGUCAUAUGCUAGUGCAUGUCAGAGAGUUCACACAGGAGAGAAACCCUAUGAAUCUAAUAUAUUUGGGAAACCAUUUGCCCUUAACUCAUCCCUUAGAGUGCAUCAGAGAAUUCACACAGGUGUAAAACCCUAUGACUGUGAUGAAUGUGAGAAAACUUUCUCCCGGAAGUCACACCUUAGUGCACACCAGAGGACUCACACAGGGGAGAAACCCUGUGAAUGUAAUGAAUGUGGGAAAACUUUCUCCCGGAAGUCAGAAGUUAGGGUACACCAGAGGACUCACACAGGGGAGAAACCCUAUGAAUGUAAUAUAUGUGGGGAAACAUUUGCCUUUAACUCAAAACUUAGAGUGCAUCAGAGAAUUCACACAGGUGUGAAACCCUAUGAAUGUGAUGAAUGUGGGAAAACUUUCUCCCGGAAGUCACACCUUAGUGGACACCAGAGGACUCAUACAGGGGAGAAACCCUAUGAAUGUAAUGAAUGUGGGAAAACUUUCUCUGAUAAGUCAUAUGCUAAUGCACAUCAGAGAGUUCACACAGAGGAGAAACCCUAUGAAUGUAAUAUAUGUGGGAAACCAUUUGCCCUUAACUCAUACCUUAGAGUGCAUCAGAGAAUUCACACAGGUGUGAAACCCUAUGGAUGUAAUGAAUGUGGGAAAACUUUCUCCCGGAAGUCACACCUUAGUGUACACCAGAGGACUCACACAGGGGAGAAACCCUAUGAAUGUAAUGAAUGUGGGAAAACUUUCUCCCACAAGUCACAACUUAGUGAACACCAGAGGACUCACACCGGGCAGAAACCCUAUGAAUGUAAUGAAUGUGGGAAAACUUUAUCCCAGAAGUCACAACUUAGGCUACACCAGAGGAGUCACACAGGGGAGAAACCCUAUGAAUGUAAUGAAUGUGGGAAAGCCUUCUCCCGGAAGUCAGAAGUUAGGGCACACCAGAGGACUCACACAGGGGAGAAACCCUAUGAAUGUAAUGAAUGUGGGAAAACUUUCUCACGGAAGUCAGAAGUUAGGGCACACCAGAGGACUCACACAGGGGAGAAACCCUAUGAAUGUAAUAUAUGUGGGAAAACAUUUGCCCUUAACUCAAACCUUAGAGUGCAUCAGAGAAUUCACACAGGUGUGAAACCCUAUGGAUGUGACGAAUGUGGGAAAACUUUCUCCUGGAAGUCACACCUCAAUGGACACCAGAGGACUCACACAGGGGAGAAACCCUAUGAGUGUAAUGAAUGUGGGAAAGGUUUUGCCCAACUCUCAAAUCUCAGAGUACACCAGAGAAUUCACACAGGGGAGAAACCCUAUGAAUGUGGUGAAUGUGGGAAAAUUUUUGUUUCUAAGGCAGCUCUUAGAGUACAUCACAUCAGAAUGCAUACCAGAGAGAAAACCCUAACACAUCAUGAAUUUGAGAAAUCCUGAAUUAACUCAUACCUUAUUUUAUACCACACAGCAGAAAAACUCUUGUCAUAUAGACUGGAAAAUUGUUUUCCUUAACAUUUUCCUUUUCUACUAGGCUCAUAGCUUGUUGAAAAUCCCAAUCUCAUUCAUCCAGGUGGGCUGAUCAAAGAAUAUGAUGCUAAUGAUAUCUAUUACAUUUAGUCCUGGCCCUUAAGCAUCUUAGAGUCUUCCUGGUCCAUGGUAAGAUGGGAUUGAGAUGAUUUCCACAGCAAGUUGGCUUUUGUGUGUUGAAUGUGGUGGAGCACAGGGUCAAAGGAAGCUGGAGUCUGGAUAACUGUUUGGAAUAUAAUUCUCUGCUUCCUGAUCUUCAUCAGUUGUUUGUUUUCAAGCAAGAAUUAAGUUUGUUUUCCAUUGAGCUCUCUGAUUUGACCUAUUAGUUAAAUGCAUUGUUUUGCUGUCUCUCUAUUAGACUGGGAUGAAAUCCUAUUAACAUAAUACAUUUCAGAAGAACUAUUAGAAAUAGUUUUAUUGUAUAUCAGAGACUUCACAUGAAGAAGAAAAUUGUCAACAUCCUGAAUGAUCAGAAGCCUUCACUAAAGUCAGAGACAUUUCAGGGAAAACCACAAAAGCCUUCACAGCAAAAUUAAUUGCAUUAAACAUCAAAUAAUUAGGAUAAAAUUUUAUAUUUUGAAUAAAUGAUUUUUAACAAAUAUUGAAUGCUUUUAGAAAUUUCUUUCCUGAGGACGUGUCAGUUUCAGAAUUGAAGAAAAUAAAAUCUUCACCCACAAAAACUUCUGUUUAUGUAAUACGAAAAAAUUAUAGAAAAAAGAUAAGAAAAUGCCUAUAGACAAACUCACUUUAGAAUGUGAAGUUUUUUUAAUAGAGGAAUACCUUAAAUUCUGUGGAUAACACCAAUAAAUAUUUAUGAAAAGUCA